UUCCUUGAAGUCACCUUUAAAACUCUAUUGGAGCCUGACAGACGCGACCACGCAGCAGAUACCGCUCUCCAGCCCACCCGCGACACUACCUCUGACAAGAUGCUGCCCCGGAAGCUCCCAGCCCACCUGGCCCCGCCCACGCCUGCGGCCGCCGGAGUUCAAAGUCCCCGCCCCCUCCGAGGAGUUUCCCAAAGCCCCGCGCGGCAGGUCGGCCGCCCUAAGAUGGCGACUCCCAUGCACCGGCUGAUAGCACGGAGACAAGCUGAAGCAAAUAAGCAACAUGUUAGAUGUCAGAAAUGCUUGGAAUUUGGACAUUGGACUUAUGAAUGCACAGGAAAAAGAAAAUACCUCCAUAGGCCUUCAAGAACAGCAGAACUAAAGAAAGCUUUAAAAGAAAAAGAAAAAUUAUUAUUACAACAAAGCAUGUCUAUCAGCACUGGAGAGACCAAUGUAGAAAAAAAGACCAAGAAAAAAAGGUCGAAGAGUGUAACUAGUUCCAGUAGCAAUAGCAGUGACAGUUCAGCCAGUGAUUCUUCAUCAGAGAGUGAAGAAACAUCUACCUCAUCUUCCUCAGAGGACAGUGACACCGAUGAGAGCUCCUCUAGUUCUUCAUCUUCAGCUUCCUCCACAACCUCUUCCUCCUCCUCUGAUUCAGACUCAGACUCCAGCUCUUCCAGUAGUAGCAGCACCAGCACAGAUAGCAGCUCUGAAGAUGAGCCACCAAAGAAGAAAAAAAAAUAAUGGCUCUAUCCAUAUUGGACUCAUGGACCAGAAAUAUCAAUGUGAUUCUCAGAAGAGAACUUAGACAAUGUUAAAGCCAAAUAGGUUAACUGGUCAAACUUUCUAGAGUUCAAAAAUCUCAGUGGCUACAGAGGCUGAGGCAGGAGGAUUGCAGGUUCAAAGCCAGCUUCAGCAACUAAAUGAGACCCUAAGCAAUUUAGCACAACCCAGUCUCAAAAUAAAAAAUAAACAGGGAUGGAGAUAUGACUCAGUAGUUAAAGACCCCUGGGUUAAAUCCCCAGUAGACCCCCACUCCCACCCCCACCCAAAGUUUCUAAGUGUUUUACAUUGUAAAAACAUAAAGAUUAUUAACAUAUACACAUAUAUAUUUAUGCACAUAUAUUUGACUUUUAUUUUAGAGAUGAAUCUUGUUUUUCUUUUUUAAUCCUUAAAAUAUAUCUGUAGACUUUAAUCAAAGCUGAAAUCUAGUAAAUAUGUUUUUGUGAUGGAACUUAUUUUUUCUUCCUGUAAAAAUAAAUGCCAUGCUUUGUUAUAUGUUAAUGGUAUAUGUCAGGCAGGUUUUCAGGAUAAUGCUUAGAAUAUCUGGCAAAGAAUUUCUAAUGCUUUCGACUGUGUUACUAUGUAAAAUUUAAUACAUUGUUACUAUAACCUUAGGAGUUUUCCUACUGUUAAUAAAUGUACUCUAUUUUCAUGUUUAUCUUCAGAAAGUUAUUUUGACUUUUUGUCCUGAUAAGUUCAUGGGACCUAUAAAUAUAUUUAUACCUUUUAAAUGCCGCAAGUUUCAAGUUGCUGUGUUAUAUCAUUCAAUUCCUUCUGUUUCCUUAAGUUCUUAGAGUUACCCUUUCUGAGGAAAAUCAUUCUAAAAAGGGACAAAAAAUCUGAAACUAAGGAGUCUAAUUUUGGUGCCUUUCAAAAAAAUUCAGAGUAUCUAAAAAGAAAGCAACAAAGUAAAAGUGCUAUAAAUAUCUUUAUGUAGUAAAAAUACUAUAAAAAGUACAGUUCAAAGUUGGAGAAAGUAGGAAGAAGAGUGGUGAUUUUCCAAAAAUCAGGACAGAGUUGGUUGCCUUUAAGAAUGCCUUUCUGUGUUGUGGGUCAUUGGUAGAGUGCUUACCUAAUGUGUGAGGCACUGGGUUUGAUUCUCAGUACCACAUAUAAAUACAUAAAAAAUAAAGAUGUAUUGACAACUAAAAAAAUAUUUUUUUAAAAAAGAAGGUUGCCUUUUGCCAUUUUUGUAAUUAUGGUAUGACAAUUUAUAUGGUAUUUGGUAAAUAUGACAGUCUACUACUGAAUAAUGAAGAUUAAUGUUGUGUUUACAUAUCAUAUACACAGUUAAAUCUAACAUGAAGGUUAAAAAGGAAAUACUGUACAAUGUUCCUUAAAAGUAAAAUACCAGGCUAGGGAUAUAGCUCAGUUGGUAGAGUGCUUGCCUCACAUGUACAAGGCCAUGGGUUCAAUACCCAGCACUACCAAAAAAAAAAAAAAAGUAAAUUAUUUAUUGUGAUGAGAUUGGUUUAACAUCACAUUCUGUGAUGUCUUCUAAACUUUUUGGAAAAAGGUCUCAUUUAUAGAAAAAUCUUGAUUUGGUUUAAAUAUAGGUUUUCAAAACUUUUUUAAAAAAUAAUUCAAUGAGAAAGUGGUAGAAAGCUACUUUUGAAGAAAAUGAGCUUCUCUUUACAUGUUUAAAUGUUUGUAUGUUUUGAGUUUAGAAAGUCUGUAAUUACCUGUAAAUUUUGUAGAACCAUCUGCUUUCAUUUGUAAAUAAACUUUACUUUAAAAAAUAUUUCAGAAGGCUUCACCGAGAAUGUAUCACUUCACAGGUAGAUUUAAUAAAUCACUCUUCAAACAUACUAACACUGUUCAUUGUCUCUGCAAGGGCAAUUUUUGCAAGCUAAAGAACUUAGAAGAGAAAAAAGUAUGUACCUAGGAAGCAUUCCUUGCAAUUAAAUAAAACUCAGAACUUAUGCUCACAA
Marmota monax (woodchuck) is the source of this 2711-nucleotide messenger RNA. It is a transcript of the gene Zcchc10, whose product is annotated as zinc finger CCHC-type containing 10. The record is from RefSeq and is a predicted model, not a curated record. Gene Ontology annotation, molecular function: nucleic acid binding; zinc ion binding. The coding region runs from base 100 to 741 and encodes 213 amino acids. NCBI's taxonomy places the organism in Eukaryota, Metazoa, Chordata, Mammalia, Rodentia, Sciuridae. The transcript is spliced from 4 exons.